Paralichthys olivaceus (Japanese flounder) is the source of this 3652-nucleotide messenger RNA. RefSeq names its product tetraspanin 7 (gene tspan7). Gene Ontology annotation, cellular component: plasma membrane. Lineage: Eukaryota; Metazoa; Chordata; Actinopteri; Pleuronectiformes; Paralichthyidae. The record is from RefSeq and is a predicted model, not a curated record.
UGUGGCUGCAUCAGCGCGUGGCUGCAACGCGACAGCUCGUUUCUCUUCUUCUUCUUCAUCCUCCUCCUCCUCCUCCUCCUCCUCCUUCACUGCUGCUGCUGCUCCUGCUGUUGUUAUCACACCGGUUCCACAAUGGAGACCAAACCGGUCAUCACCUGCCUUAAAACCCUCCUCAUCGUCUACUCCUUCGUCUUCUGGAUAACAGGAGCCAUCCUGCUGGCCGUGGGAGUAUGGGGGAAGUUGAUGCUUGGCCCGUACAUCUCCCUGAUAGCCGACAACUCCACCAACGCCCCGUAUGUCCUCAUUGGCACCGGCACCGUCAUCAUCGUCUUCGGCCUGUUUGGAUGCUUCGCCACCUGCAGAGGAAGCCCAUGGAUGCUGAAGCUGUAUGCCAUGUUUCUGUCGCUCGUCUUCCUCGCUGAGUUGGUGGCCGGCAUCUCUGGAUUUGUGUUUCGCCAUGAGAUAAAGGGAACCUUUCACAGGACGUACACUGACGCAGUCCUGAACUACAAUGCUGAGGACGAGGCGAGCCGUGCUGUGGACAACUUGCAGCACAAGCUACGUUGCUGUGGAGUGUAUAACUACACCAGCUGGUUGGCCAGUGUGUAUUAUCCCUCCAACGGUAUUCCUGCCAGCUGCUGCUUUAACUCCUCCGACUGCAACCCAGAAGAUCUCCGCAACACGACCAUAGCCCCGAACAAGGUCUUCCACCAGGGCUGCUACGAGCUGGUCACUUCAUUCAUGGAAACCAACAUGGCCAUUAUUGCAGGAGUGACGUUUGGGAUUGCCUUCUCACAGCUGAUUGGCAUGUUGCUGGCCUGCUGUCUGUCCAGGAUUAUCACAGCCAAUCAGUAUGAGAUGGUCUAGCUGACGUGACGUGGCAGGGAGAUGAAGAGAAGAAGCAACAACGAUGCUCGACACAUGACCAGAGUAAAUUCCCUGAAACACUCUCAAAUGUCUGAAUUGGAAUUUACAUCCCUCCGUCUCUCUGCCUGUGAUGUUAAUGUAAUAUUUUAAUGUAUCUUAUUGUAAAGCACCAUUCCUUGACUCACUGCUUUCUGCAUCGCACACCGCUCUGCUGCUUGAUGUUUAUUGUUGCUCGUUAGCACAUAUCUUGGAUCGGCACGGCCCACAUCGAGCAGGUAGACCCGACCUGUCUCGAGGCGGCGGCGGUGCUGGUCUCAGAUACGUGACCGGGUGCAACUUGGCUUCUCAGUUGGAUGCAGCAUGCUCGACCAAUUGCCACCAGAAGACCACCACACAUCUUUGUACAGAAUGACAUGACUAAAGCUUGACAGUAAUACUUUAAUAGAUUGGUUUAGUUUUGCAUUUGACUUUGCUAUUGCUCACUAUCGUGAACUGAUUAUGUGUAGUGACGAUGAUAUUUUAAGUUUAUGUAAAGUUUAUAUAAAAAAACUAGAAAACUGACAAUGGGGAGAAGAGGGGGAGCUGUUAGAGAGUAUUUUUUAUCUGUAGAUAUGUUUUUGACCCAAGUAUUUAAUUUAACUUGAAGGCACAUUAGGAGUUAAGUUACAUUUUCAGUUGUAAUUCGUUAUCUGGAGUUAAAUCUUAAGAACAACAAAUGUGAAUAUUUGCUGUUAAACGCCCACAUUAACUUAAAGUAACUUAAGUUAAGUACGCUUUUUAACACACUUUUAAUUAUGUUUUUUAUCAAUUAAUUAGUUUAAAUAGGAAGAGAAAUAUAUUCAUAUAUAGGAAAUCUUUAGGCCCUGUCACACCAGACCAAGAACGGAGUUUAUGCAUAAGUGGGUUUUGUACUAUUCCUAUUUUCUGGGAAUAGUUUUAAAGAAAGUGAAAAAAAUCGAUUCCGGAUUUGUCGUCUGAUCUAGAUCAGCACCAAAAUGUAAUGGGUUCUUCCCUCAACCCCCACCACAUCACCACCAAGUCUAGAGGAAAUCUGUUCAGUUGUUUUUUGUGUAAUUUUUCUUACACCCCAACAAACGGACAGGGGUGAAAACAUAACCCCCUUGGCAGAGGUAAUACAAUUUAUCAUGGCGCGACACUAACCAAGGCGCUAUUACUAUAAAGUAUCCCAACAGUGAGUGGGCAUGAGCGGUGCUAGGACCAUGAAACUGCCUCACCUAAAUCAUUUAAGUUCACCUGCUUUGACAAUUCAAAAUAACCGCAAUUAAAAUGAACUACAGCUCUUUAUACUCUUAACCCCCUAAAAGAGCAGUUCUCAGCUGUCAAGACGACUUUCCAUUGGUCAACGGCAAAAAUGUCAAGGCUAAACAAAGUUGAAUUUAGCGUGAAGUAUUUGCACAGAAUUAGCAGUUUCAUGCAGUUUCAUGCUGGUGUGACAGGGCUCUGAACUAUGCCUCUAACACCCAAUUACCUUUAAUGCGUCAGUGUGCAUCGAACAGCAUUAUUUGAACGAGCUUUGGCCUGAACGCGUCUCAAGCUGAAAAAACAGCAAAACACGAAAAGGUGGAUCGAAAAGCAUCAAGGAGUCUGAGAUUCGCGGGAUUUCCACAGUGUUCAUCUAGUAUUUACAGUAUUCUAUGUAGUGCAUCAACAUACAACGUAUUCCUUCACCACCACCAUCUGUAGAUAUGUAUUGGAAAUGUACUUUGUAUAAUGAAAUGUUUCUCAUUCUGAUAUGCUAAUUAUGUAAAUGUUGUGUCAAGAGUUUGGAUUCCACACAGUUUGUGAUGUUAAUCUGUAUUUGUUUGAUAGUUUAUAGGAAACUUGCAUUUAAAAAAAAAAAACUUGUGGCCAAUGUUUUGACAGUAACAUGUAAUCGUUUAAAUGCAGCUGUAUAUUUAUUCUUAUUUGGUUGGCAUUAAGUUUACAGGUUCACCAAGUGGUUUUCUAUCGCUCUUUCAGUGUGUGUGUGUGUCUGUGUAUAUGUGUGUGUGUGUGUUUUGUGUGUGUGUGYGUGCGUGCGUGCGUGUGUGUGCACGUGCGUGUCUGUGUGUGUGGGUGAAUGACCCUUCUGACCUGGUGUUGGCAUACGUCUUGGGUGAUCUGAUCACUAGUGCACGAGUCUAAUUUGAGCGUUGGGAGGUCAGAUUGCUCAGAGCACGCUCAGAGGUGGUGGGAUUCACAUGGCCUCAGUCAUUUUGGCUGCGUGAAUGCAAAUGCAUCCUGGGCCACACUGAAGGAUCGUCGACUCAGCUGAUGUCCUCUGGCUCUUUCUCUCCUCGUCUCAAACACACUGACCAUGGAACAAAUUGUAUAGUCGGCUAAAAACCACAGAAUUCGGUCUUUGCAAACAGAAAUUAUAGAUGUUCAUUAGAUCUGAUCUGUCACUCUGCACGCCUCCUGAUGCCAGGUGUGAAACGACGUUGAUCAGAUCACCUGAGACGGAUGUUAAAAUCCAGUUUGUGUGUGUGUGAGAGAGCAUCUUGAUUUUGUGGAUCCUGCUGUUUUCAGUUUUUGGUCAGUAUUUGGUUGUGGCUUCUCAAGGGACAAAACCUUGUUGCUUUCAAAGCUGUACAUUUAUUUAGUGAAUGUAUGUUUUCCUGACUCCACUCUGAAACUUAAUUUUCCUUCCUCGAGCUGAUAUUGUCCUGUAAAUACUAAAUUGUAAUACCAUCUAGCGUACACAUGGGGUCAUUAGACACUCAAAAAGAAUUGCACCAUCUACUAUUGACUAAGUCACCAUCAGUGGUCUUAUUAUCAUUAAAUA